AGGCAGGGCGCGGGCAGCCCGGCGCGGGGUCCUGGAGCGGGCGCGGCGCAGGGUGCGGGCUCCUAGGCGGCUGCGGCCCGGGCUGCGGCGAUGCUGUGGCCGCGGCUGGCGGCGGCCGAGUGGGCGGCGCUGGCUUGGGAGCUGCUGGGCGCCUCGGUGCUGCUGAUCGCUGUGCGGUGGCUGGUGCGGCGGCUGGGCCCGCGGCCUGGGGGUCUGGGCCGCAGUGGGACCCCAGGCCCUCCGCCGCCCGCGGCCGCCGCCCCCGCCCCAGGUGAAAUGACAAUGGAUGCUGUGUUGGCUCGAUUGAAACUUCUGAAUCCAGAUGACCUUAGAGAAGAAAUCGUCAAAGCUGGAUUGAAAUGUGGACCCAUUACGUCAACUACAAGGUUCAUUUUUGAGAAAAAAUUGGCUCAGGCUUUACUGGAGCAAGGAGGAAGGCUGCCUUCUUUCGACCACCAUGAGGCAGGUGCCACAGCUCCCAGCCAAGACACACAAAGGAUUUUGAAGUCAGCUGAAGGGAACCCAACUGAUGAGGCUGGUUUUUCUGAAGACAGAGAUUUUGGUUACAGUGUGGGCCUGAAUCCUCCAGAAGAGGAAGCUGUGACAUCUCAGACCUGCUCGGUGCCCCCCAGUGCUGUUGACACCUACGGAACUGGAGUGACUGCGUCUAAGGAACCGCCCUUGUACUACGGGGUGUGUCCAGUAUAUGAGGACAUCCCAGCGAGAAAUGAAAGGAUCCAUGUUUAUGAAAAUAAAAAAGAAGCAUUGCAAGCUGUCAAGAUGAUCAAAGGGUCCCGAUUUAAAGCUUUUUCUACCAGAGAAGACGCUGAGAAAUUUGCCAGAGGAAUUUGUGAUUAUUUCCCUUCUCCAAGCAGAACGUCCUUACCACUUUCUCCUGUGAAAACAGCGCCGCUCUUUAGCAAUGACGGGGUGAAAGAUGGUUUGUGCUUGUCUGAAUCAGAAACAGUCAACAAAGAGCGAGCGAACAGCUAUAAAAAUCCCCGCACGCAGGACCUCACCGCCAAGCUUCGGAAAGCUGUGGAGAAGGGAGAGGAAGACACCUUUUCUGACCUCAUCUGGAGCAACCCCCGUUAUCUGAUUGGCUCAGGGGACAACCCAACUAUCGUGCAGGAAGGGUGCAGGUACAACGUGAUGCAUGUUGCUGCCAAAGAGAACCAGGCUUCCAUCUGCCGGCUGACUCUGGACGUCCUGGAGAACCCCGACUUCAUGAGGCUGAUGUACCCCGAUGACGACGAGGCCAUGCUGCAGAAGCGCAUCCGCUACGUGGUUGACCUGUAUCUGAACACCCCCGACAAGAUGGGCUAUGACACACCGUUGCAUUUUGCUUGUAAGUUUGGAAGUGCAGAUGUAGUCAACGUGCUUUCGUCACACCAUUUGAUUGUAAAAAACCCAAGGAAUAAAUAUGAUAAAACACCUGAAGAUGUGAUUUGUGAAAGAAGCAAAAAUAAAUCUGUGGAACUGAAGGAGCGGAUCAGAGAGUAUUUAAAGGGUCACUACUACGUGCCUCUCCUGAGAGCAGAAGACACUUCUUCUCCAGUCAUUGGGGAGCUGUGGUCCCCAGACCAGACGGCUGAGGCCUCUCACGUCAGCCGCCAUGGAGGCAGCCCCCGAGACCCAGUGCUGACCCUGAGAGCCUUCGCGGGGCCCCUGAGUCCAGCCAAGGCAGAAGAUUUUCGCAAACUCUGGAAAACUCCACCUCGAGAGAAAGCAGGCUUCCUUCACCACGUCAAGAAAUCAGACCCAGAAAGAGGCUUUGAGAGAGUGGGAAGAGAGCUAGCUCAUGAGCUGGGGUAUCCCUGGGUUGAAUACUGGGAAUUUCUGGGCUGUUUUGUUGAUCUGUCUUCCCAGGAAGGCCUGCAAAGACUAGAAGAAUAUCUCACACAGCAGGAAAUAGGCAAAAAGGCUCAACAAGAAACAGGAGAAAGGGAAGCCUCCUGCCGAGAUAAAGCCACCAUGUCUGGCAGCAACUCCAUUUCUGUGAGGGCGUUUCUAGAUGAAGAUGACAUGAGCUUGGAAGAAAUAAAAAAUCGGCAAAAUGCAGCUCGAAAUAACAGCCCGCCCACAGUUGGUGCUUUUGGAUAUGCGAGGUGCAGCAUCUUCCCCUUGGAGCAGGAGGCAGACCUCAUAGAAGCCGCCGAGCCAGGCGGUCCACACAGCAGCAGAAAUGGGCUCUGCCAUCCUCUGAGUCACAGCAGGACCCUGGUGGGCAAGAGACCAAAGGCGCCCCGUGGGGAGGAAGCCCAUCUGCCACCUGUCUCGGAUUUGACUGUUGAGUUUGAUAAACUGAAUUUGCAAAAUGUAGGAAGUAGCGUUUCUAAGACACCAGAUGAAAAUACGAAAACUAAAGAUAAGAUCCUGACUUCAAGAAUCGAUGCCGUAGAAAGAGACUUGUUAGAGCCGCCUCCUCCCGCAGACCAACUGGGGACCGGCCGCAGGAGGACGGAAAGCGAAAUGUCAGCCAGGAUCGCUAAAAUGUCCUUGAGUCCCAGCAGCCCCGGGCACGAGGGUCAGCUGGAGGUCACGAGGGAACCGGCCAGGCGGCUUUUCCUUUUUGGAGAGGAGCCGUCAAAACUCGAUCAGGAUGUUUUGGCUGCUCUUGAGUGUGCAGAUGUCGACCCCCAUCAGUUCCCAGCCGUGCACAGAUGGAAGACUGCUGUCCUGUGCUACUCACCCUCGGACAGACAGAGUUGGCCCAGUCCCGCGGUGAAAGGAAAGUUCAAGUCUCGGCUGCCAGAUCUCAGUGGCCCUCACAGCUACAGUCCGGGGAGAAACAGUGCAGCUGGGAGCAACCCCGGAAAGCCGGGCCCGGGCAGUCCUGGGCGCUACAGCCCCGCGCACGGGAACCAGCUCCGCAGGAUGGCGCGCCUGGCUGAGCUUGCCGCCCUGUAGGCUUAGCACUGGGCUCUCCGUUGGUUCUUCAGUUUUAAAGAAGGAAAGAUCAUAUGUUUGUUGCUAAACUGUCACAAAGGAAUAUAUUCUGAUUAAAUUAUUAUUAAUCCUCACUUUGAGGGUGUGAGAAUUUUAGAAGAUUUAAAUGUUUUAUAUAAAACUUAGAUUUCUGAUAUUUUGGAAGUUAGAAGUUAAUGAAAGCAAACUCAGAUACCAAUUUUCUGGAAAAUGUCCAUGUGGUAGUGGUGGACUUUUUAGGUGGCAAUUUCUAGGUCUGAAAUGUAGCAGAGGAAAGGGUGCUGAGGCAGUUGCAGGCAGGCAGCCAGGUACUCACCACAGCAUCCAACAAACGCUGUGGACAAGGAAGGACUUGGCGGAGGCGUGAGCAGUGAUGUCCCCGCGCUGCCUGCGCUCACCAAGAUGAAUUGUUUGCCGCCUUGUCUUUUCCUGGGCUGGGGCAGGGGGUGGCAUGAUGCUGGCAGAGUCCCUGUUAGUUCGCUCGUGGGUCUCAUGGUUCAGACAGAGUGAGGUGGACGGCUGGGAUCAGGGAGCCCGGAGUGCGCCUCAGACUCGCAGCAACUGUUGUAAUUUGGGUUGUUCGGAAUAUUUAAGUUACUGAUCGGAAGAUAAAAGUAGCUUUUCUCUGUGGGAAGUCUUGCAGCCCGUAGGAGCGGUGUCAGGAGCCACGCAGAGCUCAGCAGCAGUGGAGCCCAGGUGUUCCCUGUUUCCUCAGCAUGCGAGCCUUCACUGCCUGCUUUGUUCAGGUGCCAGUGUAGCAGUAAUACAAGCUGUAAUUGUUCUGUUUUGAAGUUUAUUCUGAGGCUUUUUUGAGCAUAAAUGAUUAUACGAUAAAGUUACCCUUUAUUUUGGAACUCAUUUCAGUGGGGAUCUCCUUUAUAAAGAGUGUUGCGUUCAGAGGUUUAAGUCCCAUUUGGGUUCCUUGCCGUGUUGAUUGUAGCCUUCACCUUGGCUUGAAUGAAGGUCUGUGGUCAGAAUGUGUGAGGAGCUGCCUAGGUGCUCAGGAGGUACUAACUGGAGGUCGGUUUCUUCCUGGGUGUUACGGGCACCUGCUCACACAGUUGUUACUCUGUGAACAUUUCCAGUGUUUCAUCCAAAAUGAAAACCCACCAAUGCUUUUGCUAACUUCAGUGCCUUUUAUAAAAAUCAUUUUUAAAUUUCCUGAACUUGCUUUUUGAGAAUAUAGUGAUAGUAAGUAGAUACAAGAUUGUUUUUGUUUGUAAAAAUUCUGAAUUGAAACUUUGUUUAAAAAAAAAAAGGCUUAUUUCUUUCAUAUGAUGAUAUCGGUGAGGAAUAUUGGAAUCAAGAUUUAAAUGUUAAAAUCUGAUUUUGUUACACAGGGUGUCUUCGUUUGUUUUGUAGCAGACAAGACCUAGACACCAGACAGACAACACGUGCUCUUCUAAGCAGCAGCAUUUUAAAAGGCAUCUUGGUUCUCAAAAGAAAUCAGAAUAUGGAUAUUCAUAGUGAUGAUCUGUUUUCUCUAAAAUCUUACCGUAUUGUCUGUAUAUGGUUGUAAAUUCAAAUAGAAAGUAAAAGAUUUUGGCCCUGA
Molecule: messenger RNA, 4480 nt
Organism: Macaca mulatta (Rhesus monkey)
Lineage: Eukaryota; Metazoa; Chordata; Mammalia; Primates; Cercopithecidae
Gene: ANKLE2
Product: ankyrin repeat and LEM domain containing 2
Biological process (GO): negative regulation of phosphorylation
Cellular component (GO): endoplasmic reticulum
Molecular function (GO): protein phosphatase 2A binding
Source: RefSeq, a predicted model, not a curated record